UCUGGGUUUUUGGUAUUUGUUACGGAGGAGCUUUCAUCAAGGAAACACUCUAUUAUUACUUUCGUAAAUUCGAAGGCUUUUAUGAUUUUUGUUUGGAUUAACGUGAUUUUAAAGGCUCUCUCUUUUUCUUUUUCCUUUAUUGUAAUUUAUUAUUUCUUUUUGGUAGUAUUUGGUGGGUGAAGUUUCGAUUUUUGGACUAUAAAUAUCAGUCUCUGAUCCCUUCAGUGUUGUGAAUCACAAGAAAGCAAGUCUCGGUUUUGGGUUAUUUUCCUUUGUAGUUCAUUGUCAUCAGGUGAUUGAGAUCUGAAAAAUGGCGACCAAUUCUUCAAAUGGGGAGUACCAAACAACGACUAAGCCACCUCCAACGCCUUCUCCUUUGCGCAACUCCAAGUUUUUUCAGAAAAUGAGUCAAUGUGGGAGCAGAAGUAGUGAAGUGUCCCAUUAUUUGAAAUAUGUAAUGUCCAAUAUGAGAAUUUUGGUUACUGGAGGAGCUGGAUUCAUUGGAUCACAUCUGGUUGACAAACUAAUGGAAAAUGAGAAAAAUGAGGUAAUAGUUGCUGAUAACUACUUUACUGGAUCAAAGGACAAUCUUAAAAAAUGGAUUGGCCAUCCAAGAUUUGAACUCAUUCGUCAUGAUGUCACGGAGCCAUUGUUGAUUGAGGUUGAUCAGAUUUACCAUCUUGCAUGCCCUGCUUCUCCCAUUUUCUAUAAAUAUAAUCCCGUGAAGACAAUAAAAACAAAUGUGAUUGGCACACUGAACAUGCUGGGUCUUGCCAAGCGAGUUGGAGCAAGAAUUUUGCUUACAUCAACUUCAGAGGUAUAUGGUGAUCCUCUUGUGCACCCUCAGCCAGAGAGCUACUGGGGUAAUGUUAACCCAAUUGGGGUUCGGAGCUGCUAUGAUGAGGGAAAGCGUGUGGCUGAGACCUUGAUGUUUGAUUAUCAUAGGCAGCAUGGGAUAGAAAUUCGCAUUGCUAGAAUUUUUAACACGUAUGGACCACGCAUGAAUAUUGAUGAUGGGCGUGUUGUCAGCAAUUUCAUUGCUCAAGCACUUCGUGAUGAACCAUUGACUGUCCAAAAACCUGGAACUCAAACUCGCAGUUUCUGUUAUGUUUCUGACAUGGUUGAUGGCCUCAUUCGACUCAUGGAAGGAGAGAACACUGGGCCAAUCAACAUUGGAAAUCCAGGUGAAUUUACCAUGAUUGAACUUGCUGAAAAUGUGAAGGAGCUUAUCAAUCCUGAUGUGGAGAUAAAGAUGGUGGAAAAUACUCCUGAUGAUCCAAGACAGAGGAAACCUGACAUCACAAAGGCAAAGGAAUUGCUAGGUUGGGAACCAAAAGUCAAGUUGAGGGACGGCCUUCCCCUUAUGGAAGAGGACUUCCGCUUGAGACUAGGAGUCCCCAAAAAGAAAUGAAGAUGAGCAGUGUGAAAUUCUUGGAUGUCAUCAUCAGUGUGUGCUUGUUCUCCAUAUAUUUUACACUUGCCUAUGCCCUUAUUUCAUUCCCAUAUGAUAGGAAAUAAGUGGUGAUGAAUAUCACCCAUUUCCUUUAUUCCUACACUCACCACGAUUGAGAGACUUGGGAAAGCUUUCUAUAGGUAUUUAACAUUAUAUAGUUAAAUACAAGUUUCUUUUUUUUUUC
Molecule: messenger RNA, 1637 nt
Organism: Hevea brasiliensis (rubber tree)
Lineage: Eukaryota; Viridiplantae; Streptophyta; Magnoliopsida; Malpighiales; Euphorbiaceae
Product: UDP-glucuronic acid decarboxylase 6
Exons: 14
Coding region: 311-1411 (366 amino acids)
Biological process (GO): D-xylose metabolic process
Cellular component (GO): cytoplasm
Molecular function (GO): UDP-glucuronate decarboxylase activity; NAD+ binding
Source: RefSeq, a predicted model, not a curated record